This is a messenger RNA of Phytomonas sp. Hart1, 4724 nucleotides long. NCBI's taxonomy places the organism in Eukaryota, Euglenozoa, Kinetoplastea, Trypanosomatida, Trypanosomatidae. The record is from the annotation of a GenBank genome assembly.
GAGCUAAAUAUUUGCUGCAAAAUUAACUUGUUAUAUAGUGACUAGUAUAGCCAUAUAAAGAUAAAUAGAUUCAUAUUUGUGUAACAUGUGAAUCCUACCAAAAAUUUCCUGUGUUUCGUAAUACUUAUUUGUCCACCCUAGGGAACAAAUAUAUAUAUAUAUAUAUAUAUAAGUUCAUUUACCCUGUGCGCUUCGGCGUCUUUUACGCCGUUUCGGAAGUAUAAAGAGUAAAUUACAAGAACAUCAUUUUUUCUCUAAUAAAGAGGACACUAAUACUACAGAAAAAAUCUGAAGGAAUGGACCUCUUCCUUGUCAAAGCUACACAGGCGUCGAGUAUUUCGGAACUUCCAUUUUCGGAGCUGGAGGCAUCCUGGAACCGAUCAGUAGAUAUCGAGGAGGCGAAAGAGCACCUCUUUCGCCUUAUUGAUGCCUACAGCAUAGGCGACCAGGCGGCAUACCGCGAUAUCUACGAGCAAGCCAUCAUGCGAGCAAUCACCUCUUUUCUAUCCUACGCCCUUCGACAAGUUCAGGUAGAAAGAAAAUCCCGACACACGGUGAAAUGGCAACUGAAUCUAGCGGAUAUACUCCUGCUAACGAUGUUCUUUAGCGAUCUUCUUACCAUCAACGACUCAGUGCUCUACCAUAGCCUCAUGCAGGCCCUGGCAUUACUCUAUUCCCUCGCCUUACCAUUGGUCUUUCUGCCCAGUUUGAACGCCACCUCAGCCAGGAAAGCUGAAGAAGAGGAAGAAAAAGAACUUUGUCAGUCGACGCGUUCGGAGCUGAAUGCGCUGCGAGUAAUGCUUUCAAAGCGUUUGGUCGUUUCCGCAGCCACGGAUAGUGAAGGAUGCACACCUUACUCGGCAAAGAUGAUUCUUUGUCAGUGGAUACUCGAUGCGCUAAUGCAGUUCUUUCAUACUUUGUGGAAUGGGUUUCAGCGUCUACAAGAGCAUAAAGAUACGAUCCCGAACGAGAAGUAUGCACACGAUGCGGAUGUGAUGAUUCAUGAACUCACGGAGCUAUGCGAUGGACUGCUAAUCCCGGUGAAGACCUCUUUGGAAAGUCAAAUUCAAUGUCUGAACGCGCCCACCACCAACUCCGGCAGCCGUGCGCCGCCGUUCCGUGAAAAUGGAAUCGGAAGUGGCAAUACGCGUGCGGCUUUACUGGUGACAUCCGCUCUGCAUGCUUUAGAGUAUGUUGUGUGGAAAUCUCGCGGCGGCGAGGACCUCGUGAAGGAUCCGAUGACGGACCUUUCGCCAAACCACCCCUCAACAAGGGGUGGGCAUUCCGCGGAUCCCGUCUUCCAGCACAUCGCGAAUGAGCUAAUUGGAUUAUUGCACAAAUACCUCACACUACGCCAGCACCUUUCGGCCGAGGGUGCAGCUUCGGGGACUAUGAAUAAUACCCUUAAUUCCCUUAGUGAGCGUGAGGGGGGUCGUUAUUUCAGCCGCCAGGGGGAUGUCUUUCGCUCCGCCAGCGUUCAACACGCGAUGCGGCGUGUGUUAAGCGCCGCGGUGGAACCAAUUAAUAUUAAUAAUAUAGACAAUGAACGGCAGCUUCUACAGCCCCAGGAACGCGCCGUGUUGACGGCGGCGCUGAACUCUUUCGGGGGAGCCGUAAAGCCUCAGGCGAUGCGGGAGGAUAACGAACCCAACACUAAUAAAACAGCUGAGGCUUUUUCGGAUGAGUGGGCAAGAGGGAACUUGGGGGGUUCUGAGUCCCCCCUUAGGCGUUGUACGGCGGUGCUCGCGGUCAAAAGCGGCGGAAAGGAUGGACCGCAUUACGACGGCGAUGGCCUGGAGGCGUUGGCGGCGGAGGAAGAAGGAUUAGAUCUGGGCGCGCGGCGGCCGCUGGUUUUGCAGUCCUCGCUAGGCCCCGUGACCGCCUCGGCGCUGGUGGAUAUGGUGAUGCUGAGCCUUUCCGCGCUAAACCUCCUCACCGAGGACGCCAUUUACGCCCUCCACCUGCAAGGAUUACAGAUUAUGCAAUACGAAGCCUCCAAACGAGCCCAGGCCGAGGAGCUGGAGCGGCUCCGACGGCUCGAACAACAAGGCGUGGAUGCCAUUCCGUGGGGGAAGCUCUUGGAGCACGUCCACAACAGCGCCUUUUUGCACGCAAAAGGCUUGAAAACCCUUCGUCAGACCACGGCGCGAGCGAAGCUGCUGCGCGAGGCGUUUAGCUCGAUUUUGAAUUCCUAUCGAUUUAUGAAAAAGGAGUCAGAGACGACGGUGCGCAAUGCCCAGGCGCUUAUCGCGCGAACUCUGGUGCAGAUCCCAGCCGCGAUGUCGGACGCCGCGCUCGACGAGCUCCUCCUCCACCUCCUCCGGGAAUUCCGUCAAGAGCAGAAGAUUAAACAAGAACUAAGCCAUCACCAACAACAUCAAAGCAGUGGAGGAGGAGGGGGGAAUCCCACCGGCACGAGCGGGGUGCAAAGCCUGGUGAGCCAACCCGGCGCGUAUUAUCAACUGACCCUGCAGGUGCUUUUUAUGUCCUUCGCCGCGCAGGCCCCGGUGAGGACCCGCGGGGCCUCCGACGUCGCCACUGCCGCCCUUCUCCUCGAGGACGACGGGCUUUUAAUCCAAGGCGACAGCGGCGCCGCCUCGUCGACCGCGGCGGGGGCGAUUCUUCGUUCGAAGAAAACCCCCACCAUCGAUACGGAGAACCCUAUCGCAUUUUUGUAUGAUGGCGGCCUGGAGACCCCCGGGGCGAUUUUUGGGCAAAAGCGCCCACGUGGGAAUGAAGGGAAUGAGAUGAAUAUCGACGACCAGACGUCGAUGAACGCCUUUGGGAAGGAAGAUGAGGGCGAUGGGUUUUGCUUUUUAAAUGAUACGCGAUCGGUGCCGUACGCGUACAGUCAUAUUCUAUGCCGCGUGAUGGAAUUGGCGGAGUCCUGCCAGCUCAAUGCGAUACUUUUGGAUAUUCUUCUGCAAGCCCCGAGCCUAACGCUCUACGCGUGGAAUUACCUUUAUCGACAAUAUUGUCUUUCUUCGGAUAAGGUGCGCUGUAUUAUUGGAUUUUGGCUGCUCAAAAAUAUCGCAAUCCGGCGGGAGGUCUACCGCAGCUGUGCGCUCAAUCUUCUUCUGCAUUUGUGCUCCUCGACACGGGAAUACGCGCGGCGCCUGGCGAUUCGCGAGAUCGGCAGUCUUUUGACCAGCGCGCAGGGUUUGUCAGGAAAGCCCGUGAUCUCGCAAGAGGUGGAGGCGCUUCUCAUACGGCAUGCUAAACGCCAAAUGGCCUCCAUCCCCGGCUUCCAACACCUCUCCCCCACUCGCGGCGUGGAGAACGACGAUGAGGAAGGCGGUGAGGCCGGAAAAAGCGUCGAGGAGACCCGCGCCCAAGAGGUCUUGGGGCGUUAUUUGGGGCUUUUCUUAAAACUUUGCCUUCGCCAGCCUCGCCAGCUAUUUCCUUCGCUGCUUGAGAUGUACAAGCAGUGUGUGGAGCGAAAUCAAAAGGUAAUGAUGCGGAUGAUUCCCCGCCAUGUGGAUAUCCAUCGCAUGGUGCAAUUACUGCUGAAAUCGGAUCCCGCAAGCUUUAUGAUUACGGUGGUGCCGUAUUUACGGCGUUAUAGCAAGGAAGCCAUCUCCUUCGUUCAAUCAAUUCUCUCAAGUAUUGGAGAAAACCUACGGGAGAUGGCCACGGAGGCCUCGGCGGUGGGCAUGGCAAAUGGUAUGGAAACCUUAGAAAACUACAAAAAGGUCGCUAUCGCACUCCUCGCGCAUUUUAAAGCAAUGUACGUGGCAAGCGUGAUUCCAGUUUCCUCAAAUGAUCCUACCGAUGGCGUGAAGGAGGGGGAAUCGGAAGGCGGCUUACAUGAUAUACGUUUUAUGGCGCCUUUUCUCAGCCUCGUCUUUGCGACUGAACUUAAAGAGACCUAUCUUCGCGCAUUUUUGUAUUUUAUUCAGGUGCAACUUCAGCUCCAGCGGCGUUUUGAGCUCCAUGGCGGCCGGGAUGGGCUUUCCACUAAGGAAUCUAAUUUUUUACUCACUCGGGCGGAGCUUCGGGAAUUUAUUAAGGCGGUAAUUAGAGAAGUUUUAGUAAAGCAUCCGCUGCGGUUUGACGACGGUGCAGCACGUGGGAUGUCGUUGGUGGAUUUUUUUAUAUAUCUUCAUCGCGCUCCCCAGGAAAGCUCAGGUAAACAGGACACCUUCGUUUCUGGAGGAGCUCAGGGCCUCUUUCCGAGAAAUCAAGAAAAUGGAAUAUUAGAUACCUCAGCGCCUCAACAGCAGGAUCUCGCAUUUGACAACAAGGGUGAAAAUGUGAUGCCACCGAUUGGUGUAAUUACGACGCGCGAGGUGCUUGCCGUUUGCUUGGAACUCACCCGAACAUUUGAUUCGUCAACCACAAUUCCAUUAUACGGUCCAGAAGACGUCCUAAAAGCUAUUAAACGCAUGAUGCACGCCCCGCCGGUACCUUCACAACUAAUGUCGACCAUUUUAAUGGCUGAGGCGUCAUUUCCGCGCGUGCGGGGUGUUGAUUUGGUGCGUGCCAUCGUGCAAGAAGUGCUUCUUCCGCUCGAGCGGGCGAGUGCCUGGCAAAGCGAUCCGCAGCUCUGGCGCGGGGUGCUGUUGUUUGCGGAAAAAUACUACCGCGAGUGUGGAAAUUUCCUGAUGAACCUUCCGGAUCAAGUGCUUAUUCAAGCACUGCGCGAUCACCCUGUGCUGAUGGCGCAUGUUCGCGAGGAACACGGUAAUAACGCCUCGUUUGGGCAUAUUCUAGCGAAUGUGUAG